Messenger RNA from Hevea brasiliensis (rubber tree), 1000 nucleotides. Its product is annotated as tropinone reductase homolog At5g06060. Bases 64 to 867 code for a protein of 267 amino acids. The record is from RefSeq and is a predicted model, not a curated record. NCBI's taxonomy places the organism in Eukaryota, Viridiplantae, Streptophyta, Magnoliopsida, Malpighiales, Euphorbiaceae. Gene Ontology annotation, molecular function: oxidoreductase activity. The transcript is spliced from 5 exons.
AUUUAUAGCAUUCUCUUUAUAUAUAUAUAACACAGACAUUGAGGAGAAAAAAGAGAAGUAAGCAUGACCGGAUCGGAAUUGAGUGGCAGAGGGAGGGAUCAAAGAUGGUCUCUCAAGGGGAUGACCGCACUCGUCACCGGUGGAACCCGAGGCAUUGGAUAUGCCAUAGUAGAAGAACUAGCAGGAUUUGGGGCAAGAGUGCAUACAUGUUCCCGCAGUGAGGAAGAGCUAAACGAGAGGGUCAAAGAAUGGAAGAGCAAGGGAUUUGAAGUAAGUGGCUCAAUUUGCGAUCUCACUUGUAAAGACCAGAGAGAGAAGCUGAUUGAUAUUGUAUCCUCUGUUUUUGAAGGGAAGCUGCAUAUCCUUGUGAACAAUGCUGCAACAGUUAGACACAGAGACUGUGUAGAUAAUACUGAGGAAGACUACUCAAGCAUAAUGAGUACAAAUCUGGAGUCUCCAUACCAUGUUUGUCAACUUGCAUAUCCACUCUUGAAAGAAUCAAGAAAUGGAAGCAUUGUAUUUCUAUCCUCUGUUGCUGGUUCUGUAGCUUUACCAAUGUUAUCUAUAUAUGCAGCGACCAAAGCGGCAAUCAACCAAUUAACAAGAAAUUUGGCCUGUGAAUGGGCUAAGGACAACAUUCGCACAAAUGCUGUUGCCCCUUCUGCUACUAGAACCACGAUUUUAACAGAACCUGAUCCUGCUAUUCUCAAGGCUUAUGCUGGACUAAUGCCUCAAACUCCAAUUGGCCGCAUUGCAGAGCCCUCUGAGGUCUCAUCACUGGUAGCUUUCCUCUGCCUUCCUGCUGCUUCAUAUAUCAAUGGCCAGGUAAUUUGUGUAGAUGGAGGAUUUACAGUCAAGGGUUGUUAACUGAAGCAUGAUUGUCUUUAAGCCACUGCUUCAGUUAGUUUCUAUGUGGACUAGUUCGAAAAUAUUCUGUUUAAUCUGGUAUUCAUAUGCUUGUAGGAUGUAAUAUAUCUUCUAUGCCAUUUUCUGUUAGUUA